Messenger RNA from Fonticula alba, 3270 nucleotides. RefSeq lists its product as hypothetical. NCBI's taxonomy places the organism in Eukaryota, Rotosphaerida, Fonticulaceae. The transcript has 5 exons. The record is from RefSeq and is a predicted model, not a curated record. The coding region runs from base 1 to 3270 and encodes 1089 amino acids.
AUGCCCGUCUCCACCCCGGCGGCGCCCAGCACCCUGCUGACCCCCGCCAUUAGCCCCGAGGGGCGCGCCUCGUCCGGGGAUGGCGGUGGCGGUGGCGGCGGUGGCGGCGGCGGCGGCAACGGCAGCGGCGGCGGCGGCGGCAACCUGGUCACCACCCUCUCCACGGCCAUGAUGGUCCCCACGUCGCCGGUGGAGGGGGCCGACUCGACCAGUGGCAGUCCAACCAGCGGCGAUGCCGAUCACUCGCCUUCCACGGCGCCGAGUUCCUCCCCGCCGGCCAGCAAUUCCCCCUCCUCCUCUUCUUCUUCGUCCAGCAGCACCGGGACCGGGGCCAGCGGUGCCAAUAGCCGUGCAUUGAUGGAGCGCACCGACCCUCGGUUCGGGGUAACCCGCGAGCGUCGCGCGCGUAUCCCCUGGUCGGAUGAGGAGGCCGAGCUGCUUACUCGCCUGGUCAAGGAGGUCGGCAUUGGUCGGUGGUCGGCCAUCCUGCGGAAGGGGCGCCGUGCCACCGACGGCGAGGAGGGCUCCACCGCAUCGCGAGCUUCCUCCGCUCCGCCCGGGGCGGAGGCCACUGCCACGGGCAGCUCCUCCACCACCGGUGCUGCCACCGAUGCCAACGCCAACCCGGAUGAUCGGUCGGUCUACUUCCACCCUCGGCGGACAUCGGCCGAUCUCAAGGACAAGUGGCGCAUCAUCAACCGCACCGCCAAGUCCUACUCCGAGCGCGAGAUGCGCCAAUUCAUGCUGCUCGACGAGAACCACCUCCCGCUGUCCACCCCUCGUGGCCACCGCCAUGUCUUCCGCAACCGCUUCCCUCGCGAUGCGGCCCUCAAGGCGGCCACUCGAAGCUACUUUUACAACGAGGACUCCGACUACACCAUCAUCUAUGUUCGGGAGAUCUCGGUCGUCCAGAAGCCGAAGUCCUUUGCUGGUGGCGCCGACGGCGCCGGAAGCGAGGGGGCCACCGGCGACGAGCUGGUUGCCGUGGCUUCCAACAGCCAGGCCGAUAUUGUGGCGCAGGAGCGCGACCGCCGCCGCCGGUCGUAUGUGCAUGUCUUCCGUGGGACACGCACGCGUGAGCGCGUGGCCGACAUUGUCCGCUUCCGUCGCAGUGCCGACCGGAUGAUGUGGGUCGGCCAUGUCACCAAGCUCCGCGAGGAAAAGUACCUCCACUGCACGGAUUCGCGCACGGCGACGCCGCCACUUAGCGACAAGCGUCUGCCGGCUCCGCCGCCGGCCGCCCCGCCGGCCAGCGAUCGGUCCAUCGAGCAGCUCAACCCCUCGGCGCCGAAUGGUGUGCUCGGCGGCCCGGGCGCCAGUGGCAGCCAGCUGCCGGUCCCGAUGCUGGCCAGUGAUGUGGUUCGGCUGAUGUCGUCCAUCGAUGCUGGCGGGGCCGGCGGCGCUGGCAAUGGCCCGGGCGGCGUGGUUGUCGGCCCGCCUUCGCACUUGGUGGCCCAGCUGCAGCAGCUCCACCAUCAUCACCACCCGCAUACACACACCGGGGCCCUUCAGGGGCAGCUGGUCACGGCCAACGGCCAGCAGCUCCAUCUGCCGGCCAUGCAGCAGCAGGCAUCACAGCAGCAGCUCCAGGGAGCUGGGCUGAUGGCCACCAGUCAUCCGCACCUGGUCGGCGGCCAUGCCCUGCACACCAUGCAACAGCAGCAGCAGCAGCAACAACAACAGCAGCAGCAGCAGACCAGUGCCGGGGGCCAGGGGCACCAUUUCCCCUUGCAGGCACAGGCGUCCUUGUCCGGGCACUUGGUGGCCGGUGACAACUCGGCGGCCAUGAUGGCCAAUGCUGCCAUGAUGGCCGCUGACAUGUCGCGCUUUGGCAACAGUGCUCAGCAGCAGCAGCAGCAGCAGCAGCAGCAGCAGCAGCGCCCCUCCACCGGUGGUGGUGGCAGUGGCCUGCUGGACAUGGGUGGCUCGCCGGCCGGUGGUGCCGGUCACGGCGGCCAUCCCAAUCUCUCUCUCUUCAACGGGCCGAACUGGCUGUCGACCAUCUCGCAGCAUGGCAACACGUCGGCCGAGGCACUGUCUCUCCUGUCGCCAAAUGGUGGACAGGCGGCCAAUGGGAAUCUUCUGUCCUCGCAUCUGGCCGCGGUGGCGGCGGCGGCGUCAUCCAACGGCACGGCCGGUGAUGGGUCCGUUGUGAUGGGGCGCCACAUGCAGCAGCAGCAGCAGCAGCAGCAGCAGCAACACCACGGCCCGCAGCACAUCGCGCCCCGGCAUGGUGGCCCUCCCGGGCAGCAGCAGCUCCAGCAGCCUGGCCACGGGGGGCAGGUGCACAUCCAGCAGCUUGGCGAUCAGCAGGCCCUGUCUUCGCCACAGCAGCAGCAGCAGCAGCAGCAGCAGCAACAGCAGCAUGAUGACUACCACCUGACGCCGCUGCAUGUGCAGCGCCUGCAAAGCCAGCAGCAGCAGCAACAGCAGCGCCAGCUCCAGCAGCAGCGCCAGUUGCAGGCCCAGCAGCAGGCCCAGCUCCAGCUCCAGCAGCAGCAGCAGCUUCAGCUUCAGCAGCAGCAACUUCAGCAGCAGCAGCAGCUCCAGCAGCAGCAGCUCCAGCAGCAGCAGCUCCAGCAGUUCCAGCGCCAGCAGCAGGCCCAGGCCCAGCAGAUCCCGCUGUAUCAUGGCGGUGGCCAUUAUGGCGGCGGCGGGAGUCAGCAGCAGCAGCCGCCGCCACCGCAACAGGGCGGGCUCUAUGAGCAGGCCCAGCAGUCGCAACAUUCACAGCAACAGCAGCAGCAGCAUCACCAGCAGCAGCAGCAGCAGCAGCACCACCACCAGCAGGGCGCCUAUGGCAGCCAGGCCGGGCUUGCUCUGCACCAGGGCGGUGCAACCCCCCAGCAGCAACAGCACGGUGGCUUUUCCCUGAUCAACACCUCCAGCCCCUCGGUCAAUGCCAUCGAGGCCACCCUUGCCGGUGGCGGCGGCGGCGGCGGCGGCGGGGCCAGCCACUCGGACGCGGCCAGCCUGAUGUCCGUGCGCUAUGGCGGCCUGACGCAGCAGUCGCUCAUGGGCUUGUCGGGUGGUGCUGGCGGUGGCGGCGGCGGCGGUGAUCCGGCCGGGGUGCUUUUGCGCCUCCCUCAAACUGGCGGCGCCACCGGGGGCGGGGACAUGCCUCCCUCGGCCAUCCCCAACUCGGCGGUCUUUGCGGCGGUCUUCCAGAACAACAACAACAUGCCCACCGGGGCUGGCGCCGGGUCGGUGGCCGUGCAGCCUCAGUCGCUGGCUGGUGCGAUGGCCACCACGGCCUCCUCCUCCUCGUGA